Messenger RNA from Setaria italica (foxtail millet), 1203 nucleotides. Its product is annotated as F-box protein PP2-B10. Gene Ontology annotation, molecular function: protein binding. Bases 36 to 1079 code for a protein of 347 amino acids. The transcript is spliced from 2 exons. The record is from RefSeq and is a predicted model, not a curated record. Lineage: Eukaryota; Viridiplantae; Streptophyta; Magnoliopsida; Poales; Poaceae.
GUCACCGGUCAGACCCGCGCCAUGGGACCACGCAUAUGUGCCCACCGCUAUACAUAAACCUCUCGCCGUCUAGGAUGCCAUGCCGGGCCGGCAGUACACAGCACAGGACCAGCAGAGACGGCGAGACGCCACCAGUACGCUUCGCUGUCGACCUUGUAGUUACGCGCGCGUCGGAGCCAAGAGCGAUGGCAGCGGCGGCGGCGGCGGAGGGGAGGCAGCAGCAGGAGCAGGAGACCCGGGUGUGCGACCUGCCGGAGGAGUGCCUGGCGCUGGCCAUCGCGCUCACCUCCCCGCGCGACGCCUCCCGCUGCGCGGCCGUCUCGCCGGCCUUCCGCGCCGCCGCGGACUCGGACCACGUCUGGCAGCGCUUCAUCCCCACCGACGACGGCUCCUUCCUGCUGCCGGGCGCCGAGAAGAAGAGGAAGAAGAAGAAGGACGCCUACCUCGGCCUCUGCGACGCCGCCAGCGCCGUCGCCGUCGGGGACGACGACGGCGGGUGCUGGGUGUGGCUGGACAGGGCCACCGGCGCCAGGUGCUACGCGCUGUCGGCCCGCAGGCUCAGCCUGCCGUGGGACGACGGCGAGUUCAGCUGGAGAUUCACCCCGCACCCGCUCUCAAGGUUCGGGGAGGUGGCGGAGCUGGUGGAGUGCACGUGCCUGGACAUCUACGGGCGGCUCCCGACGGCGGCGCUGACGCCGGCGACGCCCUACGCGGCGUACCUGAUCUACGACACCGCGCCGGAGGGGCAGCACCGCGGGCUCAGCUUCCUGGACCAGGAGACGUCGGUGUCCCUGGGCGGCAGCAUGGCCGCGGCGGCGCGCCACGCCGUGUGCCUCCGGCCCGACGACGCCGAGGCGCGCAAGUUCAGGGGCGGCGGCGGCGGCGGUGAGGACGGGCAGGUGCGGCGGCCGAGGAGGAGGGAGGACGGGUGGUGGGAGAUGGAGAUGGGGCGGCUGCCGAGCACGGCCACCGGCGGCGAGCCGGAGCCGCAGGAGGUGGUGGCGAGCUUCGAGGCGUUGGGAUGGUACCCCAAGCGCGGCCUCAUCCUUCAUGGCAUCGAGUUCAGGCCCCUCCACUAGCUUACAGUUGCAGUUGUUGUAUAGUGAUAUAUACAUAUAUAUUUAUGCACAUGAUGGGUGGGUAAUUAAGAUCAUUCUCAAUGGAAGUUUCACCAAUAAUAAAUGAGGUGUCACAUACUCUCUC